Molecule: messenger RNA, 976 nt
Organism: Symbiodinium pilosum
Lineage: Eukaryota; Dinophyceae; Suessiales; Symbiodiniaceae
Source: the annotation of a GenBank genome assembly
GUUACCGAAAUAUGAGCGAGCCGCGGGUGCCAGGCAUUGCCGCAGGGGCAGCGCUGGCGAGCCUGUUUUGGCUGCCUGUGUUUCUGUGCCUGGGGCAUCGCAGCCUCUUGAAAGCACCGGCUUCUGUAGCAUCCCUGGCCAGCGGUGCUGGAAAGGCUGCCGAGAACGAUAGGCCAGUCAUUGCAAUUCUGGCCAGCGACUGCGGUAUUCUUUUAAACUGCAGCUCCUACAUCCCUGCGUCAUAUGUGCACUUGCUGGAGCAAGGCGGAGCCCAGGUGGUGCCUCUUUAUCCCGGAAUGCCAGACGCCGAAUUUGACUACGUACUUUCACGCGUCAAUGGCGCGAUGACGAUUGGAGGUUUCUUCAAAAUGCACGGCAUCGCAGAGAAGCACACCCGGAAGUUGUACGACCACGUACUUGAGCUGGCAAAGACCGGCGAGGUCUUUCCCCUUUGGGCCACUUGUGUCGGCAUCCAUGACGUGGCCCAGAUGGCCACUGGCGCGGUGUAUGGCGAGUUCCUAAAUAGGACUUUUGCAGACAACCUUGCGCUGCCGCUGCAUCUGACGGGAAAGGCGGAGAGGCACCUCUUCGAUCCGACUCUGUUUCCAGGAUCCACGACUUAUCGCCAGUGGCUUCAAGAGGCGCCACUGACCUUCCACCACCACCUCUGGGGCAUCUUCCCAGAGACCUUCGAGAGGUUCAAGGCUUUGCGCGACAAGUUUGAUAUCGUUGCAACGGCUGUGGACCGCAAGGGGCAGGAGUUCGUUGCGCUGUUCCAAGGUCGUCAGCAUCCAAUUUUCGCUUCUGCAUUUCAUCCUGAGAAGCCCGCAUUCGAGUGGGGUCUGCACAAAACGGGCUUGCUCCAGAACACCCAGAUCCCUCACUCGCGCGAGGCCAUCCUCGUGAACCUGCAUUUUGGUGCUGCCUUCGUCCAGCAGGCCCGGCAGAACUUCCGAAAGUUCGAGCCUGGAGAACU